This is a messenger RNA of Hordeum vulgare subsp. vulgare (domesticated barley), 4489 nucleotides long. Its product is annotated as putative disease resistance protein RGA4. The transcript has a single exon. The record is from RefSeq and is a predicted model, not a curated record. Bases 38 to 4489 code for a protein of 1483 amino acids. Gene Ontology annotation, molecular function: ADP binding. NCBI's taxonomy places the organism in Eukaryota, Viridiplantae, Streptophyta, Magnoliopsida, Poales, Poaceae. Gene Ontology annotation, biological process: defense response to other organism.
AAGAUCGUUACUGGUACCACCUGUGCGGGCGUGAGAGAUGGAUCUGGCCCUUAACGCGGCGCAGUGGGUGGUUGGCAAGGCGCUUGCCCCAGUUGCCGAUGGCUUGCUCCAGUCUUGGGCUGGCAGCAACCAGCUCGGACCCAACAUGGAGGCUCUCAGAAUGGAGCUGCUACUCGUGAAGGCCACGCUGGAAAAUGCCGGUGACAAGCAGCUCGACGGCCGCCAAGCCCUCGAGGAGCUGCUGCAAAAGAUGCAGGACUUGGCUCAUAAUGCUGAGGACGUGCUUGACGAGCUGGAUUAUUUCCGCAUCCAUGACGAGCUCUAUGGCACCUGUGACGCUGCCAACGAGGACACUAGAGGUUGUGGCCACAAUGUCCUCCUGAAUGCACGCCACACCGCCAAAGCUGUUGGCAAGCUGCUUUCGUGUACAUCCGCUUCUACCUCUGGUGAUCACGUAGAAGAAGAUGCAACACAUCGUGUUCUUUGCUGCGCUCCACCUCGUGCCAGGGAGAGAGCACGCGGCAGUUCCUCCUCAGCGGCUGGUGAGGAGGUUAGCAGCCGCAUGAGCAAGUUUGGUAAAUUCUUCCCUUGCUCUUCCAUUCCAAAAGUUCAUGAUGAUGAUGAUUCUGGCAACUCAAUCCUUUCUGGUGUCCACGCACGCAAGGUACCACAGAACAACCCCGCUAACGAAACAACAAUCUUGAGAUUUCAUAGGGUGGAUGUCUCUAAUAGAAUGAAACAAAUUGUAGAGCAACUACGACCCAUGCGUCAAGAGGUUACAACCAUCCUGCGGGAUUGUAGGCUUAGAAUUGCUGCAGGCCCUGCCCAUAAUCGUCCCACCACAACCUCCGAAAGUCUAGAGCCAAAAUUGCAUGGGAGAGACCAUAUGUUGAAUAGCAUCAUCCAUGACAUUACUAAGGGUAAAUAUUGUGGGAAGGAUCUGACUGUGCUUCCACUGGUUGGCCCGGGAGGCAUAGGAAAGACAACUCUCACACAAUACAUACAUAAUGCACAAGAAGUGCAAAACCAUUUUGAGGUAGUGGUUUGGACAUGUGUAUCUCUAGAUUUCAACCCGAAUAAGUUGCUAGAAGAGAUUAAAGGAAAAAUCCCUAAUGUUGAAGGGGAAAAGGAGGGUGAAGUAGGGAAGGUGAUUGAACAAAGACUAAAAUCUAAAAGGCUUUUACUUAUACUGGAUGAUAUGUGGAAAUGUGGUGAUCAGGAGGAUUGGGAAAGGUGGUUGUUGCCAUUCAAAAAAUCACAAACAAAAGGUAGCAUGAUUCUAGUCACAACUCGGUUUCAAGCGCUAGCAGAAACAGUUAAAACAACCGGUCGUUAUAUAAAACUGGGAGGGUUAGAACCGCAAGAGUUUAGGAAGUUGUUCCUAGCAUAUAUCUUCGGUGAUGAGGAUUCUACAGAGGAUCACACUUACUUGCUCGAGACUGGAGAUAAGAUAAUAGAAAAACUAAAGGGAUCGCCUCUUGCGGCAAAAACUGUUGGUAGAUUACUGAGAGAUCACCUGGAUUUGCAUCAUUGGAAAAUGGUCCUUGAAAGUAAAGAAUGGGAGACACAAACUGGAAACCAUGACAUUAUGCCUGCCUUGAAACUUAGUUACGACUAUCUCCCUUUCGAUAUCAAACAAUGUUUUUCCUAUUCUGCAUUAUUUCCUGAGGAUUACAAGUUCCAUAGCAAACAGCUCAUUCACUUCUGGAUAGGACUCGAUAUUUUACAUUCUAGUGGCGAAACUAGAACAAAGGAAGACAUAGGUCUGAGAAAUUUAAAUUAUUUGGUCACCCAUGGUUUUUUCAGAAAAGAAGAAACCAGUGGAGAGCCAUAUUAUAUUAUCCAUGACCUACUACAUAAUUUAGCAUUGAAGAUCGCGUCUCAUGAAUGUCUUAGCUUGAAUUUUCCAAAUGUAAGAUCAAUAGGAAUUCAUCCAUGCACGCGUCACUUGUCGGUAAUUAUAGAUAUUGUAGAUUGUGAUAAAGCAAUGGCUAGUGAAAACAUCGAGACUGAACUGAGAAAACUAAAGACGAGAUUCAGCGUUGAAAAAUUGCAAACUUUGAUGGUGUUUGGAGAAAUGGAUGAAAGCAUUGCUAGUAUUUUUGGUGAUUUUCUUAGGGAAGCAAAUGCUCUCCGUGUUCUUUUCUUCUCCAAAAUGUGUAUUCCUGUUGAGUCUAUGUUACAUAACUUUUCAACACUUGUCCACCUACGAUACCUAAGUCUAGGGACCAUGCUUAAGAUGUACUUACCAGACACAAUAUCUAGAUUUUAUCAUUUAAAGAUUUUGGAUCUAGAAGAAUGGUGUGGAUAUCAUGAUGUGCCCAGAGACAUGUCCAACCUUGCAAAAUUAUGUCAUAUUCCUACACAACGUGAUGAGCUUCAUUCUUGUAUUUAUAAUGUGGGAAAAUUAAAACUCUUACAAGAGUUAAAGGCAUUUAAAGUCAACAAAGAAAAUGAAGGGUUUGAACAAAAGCAACUUGAGGAUUUGGUCGAGCUAAGGGAACUUGGCAUCUACAACCUUGAGAAAAUACAUACACAAGAAGAAGCAGCCAAAGCAAAACUGAUAAACAAAAACUACUUGCGUGUUCUAACAUUAUCUUGGGAUAGUGAGCAAACUAAUGCUAAGCCUGAGGAUGAAGGUCUGGUUCUUGAGAGUCUUCAACCACAUAGAAAUCUCCAAGAGUUGUACAUUAGAGGGAACAAAGGCCCUUCUUGUCCAACAUGGCUGGGUGAUAAGCUCGAUGUUGAAGCUCUAAAGUCUCUUCAUCUCUUUCGUGUUUCUUGGGAUGUCUUUCCUUCUUUUGGGAAGAUGUGGGAUCUCCGCGAACUAACACUCAAUCAUAUUUCCACAAUAAAGGAGUUUGGUCUAGAGGAAAGCCUCUGCAAGUUAUUAAAGAAGAUUACACUCACCGGCUUAGAAAAUUUUGAAAAAUGGGUACCACAGCCCACUCAUUUCUUCCCCCAUUUGCAAGUACUGAUUAUCAUAGAUUGCCCUAAACUCUCAGAGUUGCCAUUUUCAUGUCACAUUGUUUACCCACUGAAACAAGACUGGAACACAGAUUGGUUUCCCAAACUACAAGAGCUUAAGAUUGAAAAUUGCCCUGAAGUCUUGCUACUGCCUCCUAUCCCUUGGACCCAGUCUUUGUGCUUUGUCAAGAUAAAUGACGUGGGAUCAAAACUACUACACGAUUUGGUCUACUCAAAAUCAUCUUCUGGAGUAGCAUUGAACAUUCAUGGAAAGGAUGGUCUACUUAGCUUUGAUCAGCUGUUACUAUUCAGUCAACUAACCGAACUUCAGGAGUUGAAUAUCUAUAACUCCCCACCUUUGGAGUUGAAGUAUUUUCUAAUGCUAACCUCAUUGAAGACAUUGUUGGCAUGGUCUUCAAAUCUUGGGGUGGUGCCAUCAGAAGUUCAGAGUGGUGUCGAAUGGCAGCAUCCUGUUGACGAGAUUAAAAUUUGGUCUUCUGAUUCUAGUGGAAAGGAAUUGUCACAGUUCUUGUCUCACCUCCCAAAGCUAUCCAAACUGGAAGUAAAUUCUUGUAAAAACAUAACACAGUUGGCUGUGGGGGUGGAUUUGCAGCAAACAACAGUACCAGUAGUGUCAUCGUCAAUCUCUUUAGAUGUUAUUACAAUGGAUGAUACACAAACACAAGUGAAAGUUGAGCAGCAAGAAAUAGCAGAGGUGGAGAAGGAGGAGGCAAACACGGUGGAUGAUGAUGGGCUGUUGCUCCUCCCUGCACAUCUCUCCAACUCUCUGCAGGAGUUGGCCAUCGACAGUGGUAAUCUGGUAGUUCAUUCUUUGAAUGCCCUCAAAGCCCUAACUAGACUUGAGUUAAAAGAUUGCUCUUUUCGCCACCCUUUCCCGUCCUGCCUGCUAGACCUGGAACUUUCGUCCGUGGAGGGCGUGCUGACCCUUUCAAACCUCACCUCUCUCACUCGAUUAGAAAUAUAUCGUUGCGGAGAGGAUUUUAGAUGCGAGGGCCUGUUGCCUCUCCUUACUCGGGGCCACCUCAGCAGUUUAGAAGUCAUUGGAAGCCCCAAUUUCUUUGGUGGGUGGGAGUGGGAUCCCAAUGCCAUGUGGGGGAGGUCCUCCAAACUGCAGAAGGUCGAGACAGAUGACAUCCAGGGCUUCCUCGGUGCGCCCGCCCUCUGUAGCCUCCUCUCUUCCUCCCUCAGCGACUUGCACUUUAGUUGGAACGAUGAGACAGCGCACUUCACAAACGAGCAGGAGGAGGCCUUUCAAUGCCUCACCUCGCUCCAGGUACUCUACUUUUGGUUUUGUCAUAAGCUGGAACACCUCCCUGCAGCGCUAAACAAGCUGACCAACCUCAAGAGAUUAGUAAUCUGCGGUUGUCCAGCCCUCCGGUCGCUGCCCAAGGACGGCCUCCCGAGUUCACUGCGAGAAUUAGAUGUCGAGGAUUGCGUCAACAAGGAGCUAACAGAGCACUGCAGGCGGCUAAUGGGAACCAUCCCGAAAAUCAGACUAUAG